GGAGAAACCGAGAAAUCCAUGGUAGUUGAUAUGGGAACAAACGCUCCUUAUUGUUCUCUUGACACUUGUUGUAUGAUCCCCAUCAACUCAAUUUGCAUUUUUAUCUUCAAGUUUUCCGACGAACAGAACGGCAAUGGUUCAUCAAUGCCGUCUCCCCACAACUCCAACAUCUUCUCCUACCUUUAGCCAUGGUUGCAUUGCUAAUAAAACUUUCUGGAAUCCAUCAACUUCAUUAUCUUGUUUUCGACCCAGAUCCACACGUGGAAGAGUAGCAAUUAGCUGUGAAUUAACUGAGGAGAAGACGCCGAAAUCGCAGCCAUACCCUGGCGGAAUGGGUCCUUACACUGGAAGAGAUCCCAACCUGAAGAAGCCGGAAUGGCUGAGGCAGAAGGCUCCACAGGGGAAGAAGUACCUUGAGGUGAAGGAGACACUGUCCGGUCUCAAGCUACAUACUGUGUGCGAGGAAGCGCAGUGUCCCAACAUCGGCGAGUGCUGGAAUGGAGGCGGAGACGGCAUUUCCACUGCCACAAUCAUGCUCCUCGGAGACACCUGCACCCGCGGUUGCAGAUUCUGCGCUGUAAAGACCAGUCGAAAUCCAGCUCCUCCAGAUCCCCUGGAGCCUUUUCACACUGCGCAAGCUGUUGCCAGCUGGGGUGUGGACUAUAUUGUCUUGACCAGCGUAGAUCGAGAUGAUUUACCUGACGGUGGAAGUGGCCACUUUGCUGAAACUGUAAGGACCUUGAAGAUAUUUAAGCCCACAAUUAUGGUUGAGUGCUUAACAUCUGAUUUUCGAGGGGACCUGGAUGCUGUAGCAACUCUAGUUAACUCUGGUUUGGAUGUCUUUGCCCACAACAUUGAGACUGUGAAACGACUUCAACGUAUAGUUAGAGAUCCUAGAGCUGGGUACGAGCAGAGCUUGUCUGUCCUUAAACAUGCAAAGCUGUCCAAGGAUGGAAUGGUAACCAAAACUUCGAUCAUGCUGGGGUUGGGUGAAACUGAUAAUGAGAUAAAGGAAGCCAUGGCUGAUUUACGGGCCAUAGAUGUUGACAUUUUGACAUUUGGGCAGUAUUUGCAGCCAACUCCAUUACACCUCACUGUUAAAGAAUUUGUAACUCCUGAGAAGUUCGCAUUCUGGAAAGACUAUGGGGAGUCUAUUGGGUUCCGAUAUGUUGCCAGUGGCCCCCUGGUUCGAUCUUCCUAUCGCGCUGGAGAACUUUAUGUCCAGAAUCUGGUGAAGGAAAGAACCAAACAUACUUCGGCAGUGUGAAAGUAGGUUUAAGGAACAUACAAAAGUUUAUAUUGAAGAUUGAUUUCAAUCAUUUCAUUCUUUGAGAUGAAGUCAAGGCAUGUACAACUUAUAAGUUAUAACUCAUGAAAUCAUAGUUAUACUUUUAAAUUUGUUUGUUAAUGUAGCUAAAUGUAUACCAUACUUGUUUAUUAAUAAUAUCUUCCAAUCGUUAUGUCGUGGGAGCGACCCAUCUUGGGCAUCCUACUCUCUCACCUAAAACGACGUAGUAGUAACUAACAUUUAAUUUUAAA
This is a messenger RNA of Cuscuta europaea, 1539 nucleotides long. The record is from the annotation of a GenBank genome assembly. Lineage: Eukaryota; Viridiplantae; Streptophyta; Magnoliopsida; Solanales; Convolvulaceae.